This is a messenger RNA of Penicillium longicatenatum, 1656 nucleotides long. RefSeq names its product H3 histone acetyltransferase RTT109. The transcript has a single exon. Lineage: Eukaryota; Fungi; Ascomycota; Eurotiomycetes; Eurotiales; Aspergillaceae. The record is from RefSeq and is a predicted model, not a curated record. The coding region runs from base 1 to 1656 and encodes 551 amino acids. Gene Ontology annotation, biological process: DNA damage response. Gene Ontology annotation, cellular component: nucleus. Gene Ontology annotation, molecular function: histone H3K56 acetyltransferase activity.
AUGGCAGAUGGCGAUCUGGGAGAUCUCUUGGCCAAGGUGCUCCCCACCGGGGCCGAGCUCACUGUCCGCCAUGUCUCCUCGACACCCGCCCCGAGUGUCGCCCUUUUCGCCGCUGCGCCCGGUCAGGAGCCCGAGUCCACCUUUUGCGAAAGUCACUUCCUGUCGGUCUCCAUUGACUCGCCUAAGGAUGACGGGGCUGAAAUUAUUGUCUUUGGAAUGGAAGUGCUGAUCUAUAAUUCGGCCCACCUGACCACUAUAUUUGUGUCCAAGGCCGAUUCAACCGGCCUUCUGCAUCUACUUAAAUUGCCGCAUAAAGUUUCGGUACUCAGGUUGAUCAGUCACACGUUUUUAUCUCACCUGGCUCGUACGCACCAACGGCCUGGGGUGCGUUUGGUCGUGUCCUUGUUUGCCCGUGCUCAGAAUCAAUACCUCUUUCCCGGCAGCAUCGAAAAUGCCGAAAAACAUGUUCUCGAUGAUCGGGGUCUGAUCAAAUGGUGGUGUCGAGCCGUAGAUCCUAUUUUGACUGAGCAUGAGCCAGAAUCUGUCUCACAGGACACCAAGCCCCUCGACCAAACCGUUGAGGCCGCGAAGGCGUCCGCAACUGCAUAUCUCAUUGUUCCCGGGUGCGACCGCCUUGAGACACGCAGCUUUUUCCCUACUACUUCUAAGUCUGAUGCGCAGAGUCGUCCUCGGUGGCUUGCGAGCUACCCAUUAGAGCAAAUGGUUCAGGACCCAUCAGCUCCGCCGCGAUGCUUGAUUCCUCGGCUUCCAGAUGACCCUAAGACACGUUUCUUGAUCGACCUGGAUGAUGAGCUUCCGGAGCCUGCGGAAGAUGAAAAGCCAUCUCAAAGGACUGGCCAAUGGCGAAGUGUCAAAUCGUUGGACCAGUUUUGGGAAAUGAUGUCGUUUCGGCAGGAGUGUUCUGCUGGUCGACUGGUUGGGUUCCUCUGGCUUGUCAUUAAUCCGCCCGGUCUGAUGAACUCGACCACAAUGGCUAGCCGGAGCCGUGGCUCUGCUGAAACAAAGUCAGAUUCCAAAGAGGCGGAAUCGCCUAAGCCAUCAGAGAAUGGGCCACCGCAGAAGGAUUCCAACCGAACAAAGCCUGAAGCUUCAGAAAAUACAACUGCAGUUGCGACUAUUACACCAAAAGAGUCCCCUGAGCCUCCAGCAGCCACUUUCGACGACCCAUUGGAGAGUUCUUCAGCCAACACCCGCACAACAGCUCCUUCAACGGACGCAUACCCAUUCUUCUGGCCCGAGACUGGUCGAGGAGACGUAGUCCUCAGCGAAGCAGAUUAUAAAAAGAUGAUGGACGGGGUCCUAGAUCAUUUCUACGAUGAGAAUGAAGUGGUUGCCAGCACAAAGUCUUACGUUGACCAGGUGGCUUCCCUAGCCGACCAGCUCACAUGGGGCAGACGGGUGGUUGGCAGCCAUACGCCCGAGGAGACUGCUGCUCAGCCCGCAGCUAUAAACAAUAUGCUUAGCAGUGGUUUGAUUCGCAAAAGGAAGAAGCCGGAAUGCAAAAUCAUUGGGGAUGAUACAGAUGCAGGCACAGCCCAGCCGAGCGAGUCAGAUGCAGCUCAAGCGGCCCCCGCCCAGCCAGCGGCCGUUAAUGUGCUAAGUGCUGGGCUUUUGCGGAAGAAAAAGAAGAUAUGA